ACACACUUUGCCUGCCUCCCCUCUUUCGCUCCAAUAACUUUUUGCUGCCUGCCUGCCCCGCCAGACCUUGCGCCAUUUGAGUAUAACUAGACCGGAUAUCGAUAGCGAUUAAUCGAUUUAUACAGCCACAGUAUGGGAGAUGAGCACGAGAAACGCACCACCAAGGAGAAGUUACUCUUCUAUACGACGGCAUUUUUCAUACUUCUCGGCACGUUUAGCUUGUUCGCAUUUCUGUUUCUGGUGCCGUUCGUGAUUGAGCCCGCAUUCACCACGAUCUUCAUGCAGUUCGAAGAGGUGCCGGCGCUCUGUGAGACAUAUGAUACGGAGAUCUAUUUUGGGGCCAAGAACUGCUCGUGGUCGUCGUGCCGUGAGGGAUGCACCAAGGAUAUCUAUACAUGCACGCAAAUACGCGUCAAUUAUCGCCUCAAUCUCUACAACUUCACGGACGAGUUCAACUUUACGGAGUAUCACAUCAACUUACGUGAGGCUGAACGUAUUCUGCCGCCCGUAAAGCGCACUGAUCGCUACGAGCGUGCACUGAGGGAUUACGAAUACGAUGGUCUGGCUCCCAAUAGCAUUGACCUGGAUGUGGAUAGCACUGGUUCCAUGGCCACGAACCGCUUCGAGCAGCUGAAGUUCGGGGAUGCCGAUGGCUCCAAUGGCUAUUUGAUUGAGGAUUCUGAAUCGGAUUCAGAUGAUGCGGCGAACACUAUGAUCACUGGUGAGCGACGGCCCUUCGAUGAGAUCUCGGAGCUGAACGAGGGACUCAUGGGCAACAAUUCGAUCUAUUACUAUGUGGGCGCUCGUCUGUUUCCCAAUGUCAAGGGCUGUGGCUAUCCGCCCAUGCUGAACUGCACGAUUUGGCUGAAGCGGUAUAUGAAGAUCGGAAUCAAGUUUCCCUGUUACUACUCGAAGGUGGAUCCCAGUUUGGUGAUCAGCGAUCUGGACUAUUGGCAGAAUACGCUGAAUUUGGUCUACUCCAUGGCCAUACCCAUUCCAUCAUUCAUCAUUUCGGUCAUCUAUCUGACGUAUGCCUACUUUAAGAUCUACAAUGAGGACGAGGAGACGGCGCCGCUCGACAAGAAUGCCGAGGACAUGGACAUUGAUGAUAUCGAUGCUGUCGAUGAUAGCGAUGGAGCAGUUCUGGCUGAUAAUGUGGCCGGCAGUCAGAUUGUUAACAUGGACUCCACGACCAAUGAUAGCUGCCUGGACGGUGUCCUGCCCAAUGGUGGGCCCGGCAUGACCAGGUGCAUAUCACAGGGUGGCUCAAUCACCACUCAAUCCGGCCAUUACAUCGCCCAAUCUCCGGCUGGCUCACAAAUGACGCCAAACUCGGAGAUCAAUUCGUUUGGUCAUCAGCUCAAGGUGCAGAUGGCCGAUGAAUUGUCCAGAGAUUCGCUAGAGAACGGCGUAAUCUCCACAUCCAACUCAGUGCAAGGAAACUUGAGCAAGACGAUGACGACGAGUAUCUCAACUCCACCUGGGCCGACAGCGGCAGUCUGAAACGUCAGGCGCAUGGUCUGGAAAAUGUUAGAUUCCGAUUCGGAAAAUGAACCGCUGCUCGACUAGCGGUUCAAUGCAGCAAGCAAAACCCAAAAAAAUAUGCAUAAAAACCAAAGUAUUUCUACCCAAAACAAUCGAUAAACAAUGCAUGCAAAUGCGAAACGAACCUGAAUACCUUCAGAGCUGUUAGAGACACUUAAAACUAUGAUAUAGACAUAUACAUAUAUAUAUAUAUAUAUAUAUAUAUAUAUAUAUAUAUAUAUUUAACUUAUGAAUCACUGAACACUCACGCAACUGCAAUUACAUAAUAAUUUUAUGAUAGAUCGAACGAUAAUAUUUUCGAAUAAGCUUUCAAACACACACACUCACACACAAUUUCAAAAUUAACGGUACAUUUGUAGCAUUCACUCUAUUCACGAUAUGAAUAAUGGAUAAUGAAUAUGAAUAUUCAAAAAAAGAGUAAAACUGAAGAAGUGGAAGCUUCACAAAAGAAAAUUGGGAAGUUGAAGUGGGAGAAGUGGAAGAAUACUGAUCGUAGGCAGUGUUACGUGAGGCAGCGUUGCUUCAGGAGG
Molecule: messenger RNA, 2075 nt
Organism: Drosophila hydei
Lineage: Eukaryota; Metazoa; Arthropoda; Insecta; Diptera; Drosophilidae
Gene: tipE
Product: protein tipE
Exons: 2
Coding region: 133-1503 (456 amino acids)
Biological process (GO): regulation of sodium ion transport
Molecular function (GO): sodium channel regulator activity
Source: RefSeq, a predicted model, not a curated record